Molecule: messenger RNA, 408 nt
Organism: Lactuca saligna
Lineage: Eukaryota; Viridiplantae; Streptophyta; Magnoliopsida; Asterales; Asteraceae
Source: the annotation of a GenBank genome assembly
AUGCAUGGUGGUUGGAAUAGCGACUGGAGCGUGGUGGUUAGAUUAGCGACUGGAGCGCUUUACAAAACGGCGGCCAACCCUAGGUCAGCGGCUGUUGCCGGAGCUAUUGGUGGAAUAGCGGUGGGAUUAGCCAUGACGGGGAAGCAGAUUUUGAAGAGAUUCGUUUUUGUGGCUUUAUUGGUUGAUGAAUAUUUGUUCAGUGUUGCUGCUUCAUCCAAUCUUGCCCUCAAACAGCCCACCAUCAGAGUUGUGGCUAUUAUAGCUGGAGCUUUCAAAAUUGGUGACACUGAAGGAACAAUUGAUAACAUUAUUCAAUGCAAACUUUACAGACCUGGAUAUGUUGGAUUUGUCUCCAAAUCUGAUGAUGCUAUAAGAAAUCCAUUUAGUGCGAAAACCAUUCACGAGUAA